AUGAGCUUCAGUCCCGAUACAUGCCGGGAUCUUCUCUAUGGGAGGAUGGUUCCUCUUCCUUUCCAGCCCUCCAGCCUGGUCCGAGUCUUCAUCAGCUCACUAUUUUCAGGUGUGAAAAGUAUCCAUGAAUAUAAGACCUAUGUAUCAGUGAACAGGAGAGGGUGCAUGCAUAUCCUUCCACACAGACAUGGCUCAGAAAGAGACACCCUCCUGGAGAAAGCAUACCCAGAAGCGCAGGCCUUCUGCCAGAAGCAUGGCCUAAUUUUGAGUACUGACCAGUCUAAGAACCUUAAAAAAAAUAUUUUUGUGCUGGGACUCCUGGGGGACCACUGUGGGCACCAGACUGUGCCUCAGCUCAUUGCGGGGAAGGAAUUUGAGGCCCAAACUCUGCAGCUGUCAGGGGACUCUGCCCAGCUCCUGACACAGUGGUACCGGCGGGAUGAGAACGUGCUGCCCACCUGCUACGUGCUGCAGCCGGCUGACGGGCAGGCCCGGCCUCGCCUGGAGAGACGCCUGGCCUCAGCGCUGUGCCUUGGCAGCCCAGGAGCAAUUGAAUGGGAGAUUGAACAGGGUCUCCUCAAUACCCAGGAGAGCAACCCGGGGGCUUUCAUAUUCCUCAGAGAGGUUGAGGAUUCCAACAAACAAAUUGGGCAAUGGACAAACUGGAUCAGCAAGGAGCCAGGGCGACUUCUGCAGGAGCUGGGCCACCACACAGCUCUGUGCCUGAAGAACUGCAGAUUUUUCUGUGGGAGACAGAAUUUAUUGGAUAACAUCUUUCACCGUAUUAAGCAGAACAAUAAUGAAACCCACACAGCCCUCAUCCUUUAUGGGCCACCAGGCUGUGGAAAAACAGCUGUGAUGUGCAAACUAUCUGAGCGGGUGCAAGCUGUUUUAGGGCAAGACACCGUAGUCAUGAUUCGUUUACUGGGGACAUCCCAGCUCAGUUCUGCCAUUCACAGCCUGCUGAGGGACAUCUGUCUCCAAGUGUGUUUAGCAUCUGAUUUGCCACCACCUCCAACCCAGACCAAACAGGCUUGCAGUGAUUUAGUCUCGUUCCUCGGUAAACUCCUCCUUGCUAUCUCCCACUGUGGCACACAAACACUGGUGUUGUUCCUUGACUCUGUGGAAAGGUUACUUUCUGGUGAUAGUGCUCACAGAUUCCACUGGCUCCCUACAGAUUGCCCUCCAAAGGUCCACAUCAUCAUUUCCAUUUCCACAGCAGAGCCUGAUAGUCUGAAAGCUCUCCAACAUGCUGUGCCUGAGGCUGAAGCAUACUUUGAAGUAGGACCCUUAUCCUGUGAGGAAGGUGAGGAGAUGCUAGAGAUGCUCUUAGCAUCAGACAGACGACAGCUAAACCCAGCUCAACGGGCCUAUUUCCGUCAGAGCUUCCCUAGUGGUGGACAAGCCCUGCUCUUCAAGCUGGCCUUCCAUGAGACCAGAAAAUGGGCAUCUUACACUUCACCUUCAGAACUAGUGUUUGCUAGCACAGCCCAGGACGCCAUGCACCGUCUGUGCGAGAGACUGGAAAAGUCACAUGGCACAGUCCUUGUGGUUCAUGGGUUUGGCUACAUUGCUUCCUCACGAAAUGGACUGUCAGACAUGGAGCUGAAGGACAUUUUAUCCCUUGACAAUGAAGUUCUCUCAAAGAUUCACCACUGCCACCUUCCUUCAAGUAAGACUAUCCUGCGCCUUCCUCCUCUCCACUGGGCACGGCUACGCAGUGACAUGGGAGAGUGCCUGGCAGAACGGAAGGCAGAUGGCUUCACCCUUCUUUGCUUUGCACACAGGCAAUUUGUUGAAAUGGUGCAGAACCGUUAUCUAUCAAAACAAGACCGAAUCAAGAGGCAUUUUCUCCGGGCAGAUUUCUUCAAGGGGACUUGGAGCUGGGGAAUGAAGAAACCUCUUACGUUGCCACACUUUAGCAGGACCUUGAAUGCCGACAGGAAGGUAGCCCCUCAGCCACUCUGGUUCUCUGAUACUGUUGCAAAUCUGAGGAAGUUGAGUGAAUUGCCAUUUCAUUUACUUAAUGCUGGAUGAAUUGAGGAGCUAAAACAGGAUGUGCUGGGGAAUAUGAACUGGAUCAGCCGUAAAAUAAUCGCCUCUGGAAUAGAGAGUGUUGAUGACUUUGCCAUGUGUACUGAAUGCAUCAUGUCCAAACUACGCCUUGUGCAGGACACACUUCUCCUUUUGAAGCCUGCCGUCAGCACUAUACACAGCCCUGAAGCAGUGAGUAUAAUAUACACAGAAGUGUUGGCCAGGCUUCUUUUUUCCAUGCCUUCUUACCUGGAGGUAAUUGGGAAGCUGUGCCAGCAGUGUCUAAGCUGGUGCAGUGUCUGUCCCUAUCCUGUUCUCAUUCUACUCUGUGGAUUUCUCCAGUCACCUGGUGGGCCCCUACACACAACACUAACCGGAUUCCUCAAAGCUGUCACAGUGAUAGCACUUAGUUCUGAUUACUGGCUGCUGGUGGCAUGUUCCCAGGAUGGCUCAAUGCUUGCCUGGAAUAUGAAAGUUUUGGAGAUGCUGCAUGCCCUUCCGGGCACUCCAGUGAGGUGUGUGAAAGUGUUUGGAAAAGGAACCUGUGCUGUUUCAGCUGCCAUGGAUCACAUGGAUCUGCGCAUCUGGAAUUUGAUUUCUGGCAGAGCAAGGUUUAUUAUCCAGGAUACACAUAUCGAAGAACAGCUCUCACAUCACCUUCAUGUGGAUGAGUGGCACAUGAUUGUAUAUUCUUCCUCAGAUACAAAGGUCAAUGCUUGGCACCUGGGGACAGCAGAACUCAUCUUCCAGAUUUCUGGAGAGGUGUCAGCUGCAUGGGUGUGUUCUGCAGCAUUCAGCCCAAGGCUGGUGAUUAUGACUGUGUCUGAAGGAGGAACACCGAGUCCGUGGAGCAGCAGCACCAGUGAGCUGAGAUCUAAGCGUCAGCUAUCAGGGCUACAGGAAGAAACACCAACGUCCAGUGUUCUGAUCCAGAAGCAAGGGAAGAUGAUAGUGGGAUUUAGCGGGGGAUCUCUAUCCAUGGUCUCUUCUGAUGGAAACGGUUUGCUAGAGAAGCUUCCUGGAAGGGUUUGCUUUGUGGUGGUGUCAGAAGAUGAGUCCAUUCUUGCUGCAGGCUUUGAGGAGUAUGUGCAAGUGUACCUGGCAGACCCAAAGGGAUUCCACAGGUUCCUAGCGGCACAUUUGGAACGUGAAGGAGUGGUUCAUACGGCUGUUAUCACUGCUGGCAACAGCAUUAUUGUUACUGGUUCUCAGGCUGCAUCUAUCCAGGUGUGGAGUUUAUCAGACCAGGGGUUGCUGACUGACAUACUGGAUGGCAUGGGAGCACCGGUAACACUCUUAGCCCUGUGCGACUGCACUCUGGUCUCUGUCUCCCAUAGCACACUGUAUCUAGGAGUGUGGAACCCCAUUUACAAUCAUCAGCAGAAAACCUUGGCACCUAUCCCAAAUACAGGUGAAGCGUGUGACACACCGGACACCUCCGCCCGAGUGAGAUGACUGGAACCAGCUGAGCAAAACCAGCUCCUUUUCACAGGGCUUAUAUCUGGAACAGUCCUUGUCUUUCUACUGAACGCCAGGCAGGAUGUAGCACGCAUCCCACCUCCAGAGUCACAGAAACCAGUCAACGACACGGCAAUCAACAAGCAGGAAAAGCAGCUUGCCAUAGCACAGGAUGAUUUAGUCCUUGUGCUGGGUGUUAUCCCUGCAGAUCCAUGCCCAGUGAUCGACAGGCCUGCCUACACUUUUAAAACUCAGAUCCCUGGCUCUCUGAUGUCCAGAGCGGCUGUCCUUGCAGAUCACAGAGUCCUCUAUGGCAUGACUAGCGGGGACUUACUCCUUUAUGACUGCCCUCGAGCCCCAGUGUUUCCUUUGGAAGGUCACAGAAGCCAGAUCUCCUGUUUGGAAAGCAGCCACAGAGAGCAGUGGGCACUCAGUAGGUCUGAAGAUUCCCUGCAGUGCCUCUGGGACUUGGAGUUCUGUCAGCAGGAACACGAGAUGUGCUAUUCUACAUCUCUCCUGAAAAGCAUUUGCUGUGCUUCCUUCUCAGAAGAUAAGUACUUGUACACUGGACCGCUGGAUCAGUCCAUUGCAGUCCAGGAUGUUGCAAGUGGUGCCUUGCUGGCUGUACAGUGUGCAUACACAACGGCUAACGGAACUGUACCAACUGCAGAUGGAUUUGUUGCAAUAACAAAAAUUGGUUAUAUAAUUUGUGAGAAGUUUCACUGUCCUAAGACCACCCCUCCUCGGUAUAACCCGCUCCAGAACAUCGUGGCAACAUGCACGGUAAAAUCCAGAAAGGAAGACGGGGAAAACUCAAGCAAGCAACAGUACAACCAAGGAAAUUCUUCUGGGAGCCUGAUUCGUACCAGCAAGCUCUCUCAAGUCUGUUCAGUGGUGUAA
Messenger RNA from Aptenodytes forsteri (emperor penguin), 4392 nucleotides. RefSeq names its product NACHT and WD repeat domain containing 1 (gene NWD1). The record is from RefSeq and is a predicted model, not a curated record. Lineage: Eukaryota; Metazoa; Chordata; Aves; Sphenisciformes; Spheniscidae. Gene Ontology annotation, molecular function: protein binding.